AUGGCGGCGUCACCUCAGCCGACCCCCAUCCCCCAGGUCGGGAAGCUCGUCAGUGUGGUACCUGUCGGUCUUAAAGAAGCGGCCCUCGAUUCCCCGACGUUUCGUGCGACUACGGUACACUUCGCCGAUCAGAUCGAGUACGUUGAAAGAUGGCUGGACGGCUACGCAAAGGCAGCUGGCAAGCUCGCAUCAGAGCUUACGGUUUUUGAGCAGUCGAUGACAUCCUUUAUGUCUUUCAUGAUCAAUUCUCUCAACGUCUCCGAGGCUGUCAUCGACCAUGACUAUACCCUGUUGGCUGUGAAACGAAGUGGAGACUGUUUGAAGGAUACAUGGGGAUCACUUUUAGGGUCUAUCAGGAAAGCGGAUCGUUUGGUUGUAGACCCGAUCAAGAAUUUUAUCCAAGGAGAUUUACGUACCUUCAAAGAGACUCGUCGUACAUUGGAGCACACCCAGAGGAAUUAUGACCAUCUCCUAUCGAGAUAUUCCGGACAAGCAAAACAGAAAGAGCCAUCUGCUUUAAGGGAAGAUGCGUUCCAACUACAUGAAGCUCGCAAAGCUUACCUUAAAGCCUCCUUGGAUUUCUCAAUUCAAGCGCCGCAAGUACGCAACACAUUGGACAAGCUCUUGGUGAAGAUAUCGUUCGACCAAUGGCGGGAGACAAAAUUAAUUCAUGAUCAUAACAUCACAAACUUUCCAAAGUGGGGUCAGGAUAUGGACCGUAUCAAGGGCUGGGUACAUGAGAUGGAAAACAGUGAGAGGUAUUCUCUCAAGGAAUUGUUAUCUGCUCGCAAACAAAUCGAAGAUGCAGCGGAAUUAGCGACGAGACCUUCACGUGAAUUAGAUGACUAUUCUGUCUCUACUGUUCCUUAUCUUGGACAAACACUUUCGAUUAAAUCCACCGGCGAGAAACCUUCGAAAGCAGAGAAACAGGGCUGGGUUUAUUUGAGAACAACUACCGGUAAACCUACGAGGACAGUAUGGGUUCAUCGUUGGGCUUUCUUGAAGAAUGGUAUAUUCGGAUGCUUGGUACAAAGCUCAAGGACUGGUGGUGUCGAGGAAACAGAACGUAUUGGUGUUUUACUCUGCAACAUUCGUCCCGCAUUCCAGGAAGAGCGGAGAUUUUGCUUCGAGGUCAAGACUAAGAAAAAUACCAUUAUGCUACAAGCUGAAAAUCAGAAAGACUUGAUGGAAUGGAUCGGUGUCUUUGAAGCAGCGAAGCAAAAGGCACUAGAAAAUCCAGCAAGCUCAGUUGCUGGGAAGCUCGUUGUUCAAGAUCCUGCUUUCUCUAUUUCUCAACCUCCAGCUCCCGAGUUUACAUCUGAUAGCACUGAGUUCUUGACUUCCAAUGCUGGAGACGAUCCAUCCAAUCUGGAACGCACACCAACAUUGCCUGUUCCUGACCGCGAUCCGUCGUCAGUCAGAGCCAGCGGUGAUUUUGCUAAUUCUGCUAGACGUAUACCAGGGCUCGAUGGCGAGGCAGGCAGCGGCAGAGAUCAUGCAUCGCGGAUCAUUCAGAAAUUUGACAUUCACCGGAAAUCGACUUCGCCAGUUGCAGGGUCUCCUAUAGGUGGUAGUAGCGGCGGCAUUGCAAGUCUCAUCACAGCCAGCCACAGUCUGCUACCGUACAGCCCUGCUACCGUUUUAACGCGGUCGCAAGCAGAAAUUGAUGCCAGCCAACUCGGCCGUGACGACCAGGCAACCACUCUUGCACCUAGUACCUUGGCAAAUCCACCAGCUCCGACUAGUAUGAGCAAGGUUGCGGUUGCCGUGAGCAAUGAACGUGGUAUUGGUGUAGGACUUGCAGAUUCUACAGGGGGCAUGCCUAGUGGGAUGAUGGCCAACCUCUGGGGUAGUGCGAACUGGGGAUUUGUGAACACAUUCCAUACUGAAGGAAUUCGACUACGUGACCCGAAAGCCUCCAGCGAGGAGAGGGCUUCAGCGGCUUCGUCGAACACGGUGGUCGACGAUUCUAAAGCUUCUGCAGCUGCACCAUCAACCACGCGACCCGCAGCUGCUCGACAUAGACAAACAGUCAGUCUUGACGGAGAUGCUAGCAAGCUACAGAGAUCCGUCAUUGGCCUCACCCAUGAAUAUCCCAGUUACUACCCUCAACAGCUGCGUUUUCAAGACGCCCAAUUUCGGCUUCUGUUCCCUCACGUCAAAAGGGAGGAAAGCCUUGUUAUGGUCUUCAGAGCGACUUGGAAUCCCAACGACAAUCAGGAGUUCCCUGGUCGUGCUUUUGUGACAACUCAAAACCUAUACUUCUAUAGUCACCAUUUCGGACUCGUCCUGACAGCAAGCCAACCACUUGAUAGCGUAUCCGAAGUGACUGCUGCAAGCGGAAGAGACUGCGAUUUCUUGUUUCUCCACAUAGUCCCCAUGCCCGGCACUGAGACUCAACGCCGUGUGACAGUAAAGACGUUCCUCGAGCCCUUACGAUUAUUACAAAAGAGACUGAAUUACAUGAUCAAGGUAGCUACGUCAGAGGAGCCGACGGACUUAGAAACGAUUUUUAAAGCAUUGGUGAAAAUGGAGACCGAUUCUCUACCCAGAUCAGUCAGCUUGGAUAGCUGGGAAGAUGUAUCCUUGGACGUCCCAACAGAUAGCCGAGCGUCUCGUUCUGGUACAGGUGGUUACAAGGAUCUCAAGGCCCCGGUAUAUGUGGAGAAAGACUUGAGCGCGGAUUUUGAAAGAGCCGGUAACGGCAGAGACAUUCAAAAGUUCAAAUUGCCAAAUCAGCCGGUCCAAUAUGUACCACAAGGCAACUUGCAUGUUGCUGCUGAAAAGGUAUUUGAUAUCAGCUCCAAGGCCCUCUUCCACGUCCUUUUCGGUGAUAAGAGCGUGUUGUGGCAGUCUUUAUUACACGAAAGAAUGGCGUCAGAUAUCAAGCAAGGGCCAUGGAGAACUCUGGACUCCGGACACAUGAGACGGGACUUUGAUUAUUUCAUUGAGAGGAAUGACCUAUUUGGGCGAUUGAUCAAGACGAGAGUCUCGGACUACCAAAUCAUUGAUGUCCUUAAUGAUCAUCUUUGCUAUGUCGUUACAGAUAAACGGACACCAUGGCACCUACCCUUCCGGCGAAAUUUUAGACUCGUCAGCAAAAUUGUUGUCACCUACAUUUCAAAGUCCAAGUGCAAGCUGGCCAUCUACACCAAGGUUGAAUGGCUGUGGUCGCCUUACGUUUUGAAGAGUAUUAUUGACCGGCAGGCAAUGAACGAUCUAGAGCAAGAUGCUUUAGAUUUAGUAGACUUGAUCAGUGAUCAGGUCCGGAAACUGGGUCCUCGCAGUCGAACCAAGCGGGCUAUCACCAUUUUUGGCUUGAUUGGGCAUGAAAAAGGUGUAUUUCAAUACUCCACAGCGGACGCACGAGCUAUCACGCAGGCACACAAAUCCCGGAAACAACGCUCGCUGACAUACUUGAUCUUUGAAUCUACGGUUUCCUUUUUAGAGAGUGCAGUCUCGGCUCUGAUGAUGUGGUUCUUGGCCCUUGUACGGUGGAUAUGGAAAACUUGCAACGCUCAUAGUCUGAUUCUUGUAUUAUUGGGCUCAAGUCUACUGAUCAAUGGCUUUUAUUCAACACGCGAUACAUAUGAGUGGUGGCAUGAACGCAAAGCUACCAGUCUCCUUACUCGGCUGGGCGUUCAUUCCGAUAAUUUCAUGAGCAAAGCGAUAUAUGUCAGAGACCUUGAAGAUGCCAUAGCUUACGCUGAUUCUGCGUGGGCAAGAGGUCCUGAUAGCAAUUCCAGCUACUGCUUCUCGACAUUCCAUGAGCAGAUGAUGUUCAACAACGACAAUCCGCUAUCUUUCUCAUCAAAAUACCCGACAGACGAUUACGUGGAGUGGAACGCCAACCGACGUCUGCGGGCUACUCGCCAACGACUCGGUACAUAUCGACACGACCUGGUCGUUGCGCUGCGAGUCGUGAACAGAAUCGAAAAUGAAGUACUGAAAGGCGAAUGGGAACGAUGGCUUGAAAGAGAGACGUCGCGAUGCGAUCGAGUUUCGGGGAUCUUGGAAAGCCAAGUAGGUGAUCGUGAGAAGAACGAAAGCGUUCUUUCUGGUCAUGAGCAGGAUGUGAAACGGUGGUACGACCAGUAUUGCUCCAGUUGCCAUGAGGAAUUGCAGCAGUUGGAAUCGUCGCUUGUUUAACUUUUCGGAACUCAUCCCCACCGGUUUUUCUUUUCUGUACAGCCAUUUCCCCGGAGUCUUCUCUGCUUCUAGAUAACCCCGUCGGCAUCAUUUGUACAUAUAUCUGUGUAUCCCUUGUAAUAAUUGCUGAAAUAUAACAACAAUUCUGGACAUAUCCACAAAUGUGCAGACUGCCAUGGCAAUGGCGCAUGUAUCCACGCUGGUAAUCGAGAUUCGCCGUCUAGUA
Messenger RNA from Talaromyces stipitatus ATCC 10500, 4375 nucleotides. RefSeq names its product transcription factor SipA3, putative. Gene Ontology annotation, cellular component: cytoplasm; plasma membrane; endoplasmic reticulum. The record is from RefSeq and is a predicted model, not a curated record. The transcript has 5 exons. Gene Ontology annotation, molecular function: protein binding. Bases 1 to 4149 code for a protein of 1382 amino acids. NCBI's taxonomy places the organism in Eukaryota, Fungi, Ascomycota, Eurotiomycetes, Eurotiales, Trichocomaceae.